This is a messenger RNA of Rhodamnia argentea, 1089 nucleotides long. Its product is annotated as LOB domain-containing protein 37-like. Gene Ontology annotation, biological process: regulation of gene expression. The record is from RefSeq and is a predicted model, not a curated record. The transcript has 2 exons. The coding region runs from base 139 to 864 and encodes 241 amino acids. Lineage: Eukaryota; Viridiplantae; Streptophyta; Magnoliopsida; Myrtales; Myrtaceae.
GAAGGAAUCUGAUGGGGAAAAACGCCGCACCGUUUCUGCGGAGACACGGAGCCGUUUCUCUCACCCCCCAAAUUCCUCGGAACCCACGAACCCAUGAUCCGUACCGCCCCUUAACCACGGUUAAUCCAUAAACUAACCAUGGUUAUCUCUCUCUCUCUCUCUCUCUCUCUCUCUCAGAGUCAUAUAUACCCUUCUUCUUCUUCUUCACCCGACCUUCCCUCUGGAAAUUCCUCCAAUAGCCAUCUCUGGAUGAGUUGCAAUGGAUGCCGAGUCCUCCGCAAGGGCUGCAGCGACGGCUGCAUGCUCCGGCAGUGCCUGCACCUCAUCGACUCCCCGCAGGCCCAGGCCCACGCCACCCUCUUCGUCGCCAAGUUCUUCGGCCGCGCCGCCCUCAUGUCCUUCGUCUCCGCCGUCCCCGCCGCCCACCGCCCCGCUUUGUUUCAGUCUCUGCUGUUCGAAGCCGUGGGAAGGACGAUAAACCCCGUGGGAGGGGCGGUGGGGCUGAUCAGGACCGGCAACUGGCGGCUCUGCCAGUCGGCGGUCGACACGGUGCUCCGCGGCGGCGCGCUGCAUGCGCUCCCCGAGCCAGUGGACCUCCCGUCGUUCGAUCUCGACCGGAGCUCGGCGUCGGGAGUGGACCACGUCAGGCCUCCGAGCCCACCAUCGCCUCCGACGCGAGACGAGCCGACGAAGAAGACCGAAGAGAAUCGUCUCGAUCUGUCCUUGAUGUCUCCCGCCUCGCGGCUGCAGCGGCCGACGACCCCGUCGGAGGAGGAGUCAGAGACGACGACGACGUGGCGGAGUGGGUCGUCGGAGAGCGGGUGUCCGAGACGAGAGGCGAAGCUCUUGACACUGUUCGUGUGAGUGGAGAGGUACCGGCUAACGGAACAGCCGGUGGAUUUUGAGGACUUCUCACCAACUGAGGAAGUGGCUUUUCUUUUGCAGUUUCUUUUUUUUAUUUAUUUUUUUCUGUGAAGCAUUUUGAUCCGUCCGAUCCGAUCCCAUAUCAGAGAAUGAGAUGGGCAUCAGACGGUGGCCAUGACAUGAGAAUAUAAACAUUUAAUGCGAUUAAUUCACGAAUUUUUGUGG